Molecule: messenger RNA, 3198 nt
Organism: Rotaria sordida
Lineage: Eukaryota; Metazoa; Rotifera; Eurotatoria; Philodinida; Philodinidae
Source: the annotation of a GenBank genome assembly
AUGGCAACACGUGCAGCAUGGAGUCUUGGUAAUAUGAUUGAUAUGGAAAAAUAUUAUAUACAUAUACCGAAUACAAAUUUUGAAGGAGCUUAUUAUCGUGCUAUUGAUGCUAUUAGAAAAGAUAAUUAUAGACAAGCACAAGAUUCAAUUGAUUUAGCAAGAGAAUUAUUAGAUGUUGAAUUAACAACAUUAGUUAAUGAAAGUUAUAAUCGAGCUUAUUCAGCUAUGAUUAAUGCUCAACUUUUAUCUGAAUUAGAAGAAGUAUGGUACUAUAAAAUAUCACCUGAACGACGUCAAUCUAUAUAUGAAAAUUGGCAAAAACGUAUGCAAGGUAAUCAACCAAUUGUUGAUGAUUAUCAUCGUCUAUUAUUAACACAUUCACUUUGUUUACCAAUGGCACAAGAUCUUCAAUCAUGGAUUAAAUUAGCUAAUCUUUGUCGUAAAUCAAAUCGUUUAAUAAUGGCUGAUUUUAUAUUUAAAGAAUUAACACGUACAAUUUUAAAUGAUCAAAUAAAUCUUAAUCAUGAUAGAUCAAUUAUCAAUUCAAAUACAUCAUUAAUUGAUCAACAAUUAGUUAAAUAUGAAAAAGCUAAAUAUGAUUGGUAUUGUUUAACUACAACUCGUCAACGUCUUGUACUUGAAAAACAAAAUUUUGAACAAGUAUCAUUAAUAGAAGAAAAUAUAAAUAUUAAACUUGAACAAAAUCAUCAAGAACAAUUAAAAUUAAUUGAAGAUAUGAAAGAAAUGAUUAUUAAAGAAUGUUUACCAAUAUUAAAUAAUUUAAGAAAACAAACAACAACAUCAACUACUUCAGAAAAUAUUUUAACUGGAAUAAUUCAAAAUGUUAAUACAAUUUCACAAUUAUCUUCAUUCCCUGUAACAAUUAAAAAUGCGACAUCAUUUCAAACAGCUAAUCAACAUGAACAACGUCUUCGUCAAUUAAUAUCAAAAUGUUAUUUACGAAUAGGUACAUGGGAACAUGAAUUAUUUAAUAUAACAGAUGAUAGUAUAUUAGCUGAAAUAAUGAAAAAUUAUAAAUAUGCUUGGAAAUAUGAUAAUUCAAAUUAUAAAGCAUGGAAUGCUUAUGCUAUACUUAAUUAUGAUGCUGUUAAUUAUUUUAAACAACAACAACAGAACCUUGAUAUAUUCAAUGAUACUUAUCAAAUAUUAAUAGCAAAAAUGAUAUGUUGUACAAUAUCAGCUGUAAAAGGUUUAUUUAAAUCUAUUAUACUUUCAAAAGUUAAAUAUUGUUUACAAAAUACUCUUCGUUUAUUAACACUUUUGUUUGAAUAUGGACAAUAUCAUGAAGUAUAUGAAGCUAUUACUGAAGGUAAUCGAACAGUACCUAUUGAAGUUUGGUUAUAUGUAUUACCACAAUUAAUUGCACGUAUUGAUUCUUCAAAACCAUUAGUUAAUAAAUUAAUACAUCAUUUACUUAUUGAUAUUGGUCAACAACAUCCACAAGCAUUAAUUUAUCCAUUAAUUGUUGCAUCAAAAUCAAUUGUUCAUGAUCGUGAAUUUGCAGCUAAUCGAGUUUUAAAUAAUAUGAGAGAACAUAGUCAUACACUUAUACAUCAAGCUUUAAUUAUUAGUGAAGAAUUAAUUCGAAUAUCUGUAUUAUGGCAUGAAAAAUGGUAUAAAGGUUUACAAGUAGCAUUAGAACAAUAUUCUACUAAUAGAAAUAUAUCAGGUAUGAUUGAGACAUUAGAACCUUUACAUGCAACAAUUGAACAUGGAAGUACAACUGUAAAUGAACGUAAAUUUCUUGAUUCAUAUGGUAAUGAUUUAACUGAAGCUCAUGAAUAUAUUCGUCGUUUUCAACAAACCAGAGAUCAAAACGAAUUAAUUCAAGCAUGGCAUCUUUAUUAUCAAGUAUUUACUUGUAUUCGUACUCAAUUAGCAAAUAUAACAUCUCUUGAAUUAGAACAUAUUUCUCCACGUUUAACAAUAAAUUGUCAAAACUUAGAAUUAGCUGUUCCAGGUACUUAUGAACCACAUAAAUCAUCAAUAACAAUUCGAAAUAUUCAAUCAUCUAUAAAAAUUAUAACAUCAAAACAACGACCAAGAAAAAUUAGUAUAAAAGGUUCAGAUGGAUAUGAAUAUGUAUUUCUUCUCAAAGGACAUGAAGAUUUACGACAAGAUGAACGUGUUAUGCAAUUAUUUGGUUUAGUUAAUGAAUUUCUAUUAACUAAUGAUGAAACACGUCGUCGAAAUUUUACUAUGCAAUGUUAUCCAGUUAUACCAUUAGCACCAAAUAAUGGUUUACUUGGUUGGAUUGCACAAUGUGACACAAUUCAUACAUUAAUAAAAGAACAUCGUGAAAAAGCAUGUAUACCAUUUGGUAUUGAAUAUACUUAUGCACGUGAAAAAGCUCCACAUUAUGAUCGAUUACCAUUAUUAAAUAAAGUUGAAAUAUUUCAAAAUGUUUUAAAUUCUUUCGAAGGAGAUGAUUUAGCAAAAAUUUUAUGGCAUAAAAGUUCAAAUGCAGAAAUAUGGUUAAAUAGAAGAUCAAAUUAUAUAAGAUCAUUAGCAGUUAUGUCUAUGGUUGGUUAUAUAUUAGGUUUAGGUGAUCGUCAUACAUCAAAUUUAAUGCUUGAUCGUAUAAGUGGAAAAAUUGUUCAUAUAGAUUUUGGUGAUUGUUUUGAAGUAGCUAUGAUACGAGAAAAAUUUCCAGAAAAAAUUCCAUUUCGUUUAACACGUAUGUUAUGUAAAGCAAUGGAAGUAACUGGUAUUGAUGGAAUAUUUCGUAUGACAUGUGAAUAUGUUAUGGAUGUAUUAAGAAAAAAUCGUGAUAGUCUUAUGGCUGUAUUAGAAGCAUUUGUACAUGAUCCAUUACUUAGUUGGCGUUUAUUAAAAAAUAAUAAUAAUAAUGAACAACAGAGCACUACUAUAUCAAAAACAAGUAGCCAUUUACCAGAACAACAACAUUAUCAAUCACAUUUAUCAAUAAUUAAUGAAGAAGAUAAUGAACAUGAAAGUACAGUCGGUGAAAAAAUACAACAACAACAUAAUCAAGAAUCAGGUCAAGUAAUACGAGCAGUCGAAAUAAUGAAUCGUGUGCGAGAAAAAUUAACUGGAAAUGAUUUUCAUCGAGAACAACCUAUUGAUACACCAACACAAGUUGAAUUACUUAUUCAACAAGCAACUAGUCAUGAAAAUCUUUGCCAAUUGUAUAUUGGUUGGUGUCCAUUUUGGUAA